ACUUACCGUGCUGGACGGCGAGGGUCCGUUGUGACCGUCAAGUGGGCCUGCCCAUUUAACGUGAUAUGCUGCAAGGGACCGGCAGUGGAAUAUCGAGAGCACUCGAGACAGGUGGGCGGAUUUUGGGUUAUCAGAGUCGCUCAUGGAUAGCACUUGAGUUAGAGCGUCAGUUCGAAUCACACCGACAAAAUAACAGUAAAUCAAAAUCGUGUUAUCCUUGAAUCAGCGUACCUCGAUACCUUUGGAUUAUAAUUUUUAACCUACUGUUCUACCUGUCAGCGUGCACUUAUAAUUUGUCUAUCAUCUACGAGCUAAUAUCUUCUUGGAUUUCUGCAAAUCAUAUUUUUUUCUACUUUUUCGUUGUGCGUGAUCAGCUUAGUGACAAUGUUUUGAUAAGCGGCAGACCAAACCAUCGCCGGUUAAUGUUCGGUUUGAAGUAUACUCGUGAACAAUAGUUCGACAAAACUGAUGUGAAGGAAAACGACUGCAACUAGAAAAUAUUCCCGACCCAGACAAUGUGUGUUCCUCGAGUCGUUGCUGUUUUUGUGAUUCUGCUGACUGUUCGGGCAGACGAGAGAAAUGACCGCUACCAGUGGGAGGUCACGUGGGAACCCUGCUCUGUCACGUGCAGUACAGGAUACCAGAAGACUUCCGCUUCCUGCAAAGACGUAACUUCCGGUCUGUACGUUGAUGAACAUCACUGUGCCAAACACAGCCGACCUGAUGACGUCACUCUACAAUGUACACUUCCAGAUUGCACUACGAAACAGCAUUACCCCAACUGGUACAUUGGAUCGUGGUCACCGUGUUCGACAACUUGUGGGUAUGGCUACCAGCAAAGGGAGGUAAUCUGCACCAGUCUGUUUGAUCCAGACUGCUCGGUAGAUAACAAACCGCCGGUGAAAAAAGCAUGCAGCACGGGUGUCUCGUGCGGUGGUACAAACAGAAGACAAGAUUUUACCCCGGAUUACGUGGAGCCGUAUUCGGUGAACCCCAGGAAGAGCAGUCUGACACUCGACGGGACACCAGUCGAACCAAGGUACGUGGCCGGUGAUUGGAGCUUGUGUAGUAUCACGUGCGGACUUGGUGUUCGCACGCGACGGGUGCUGUGUAAGGUAUUUUUCACCCCCAGGCGUCUGCAGUGGACGGUGCCAGACAGAGAGUGUUACGGUUUGAAACCCGCCGAGAAGGAAGACUGCGUGGUAGAGGAGUGCGAUGACCCCCUGGACAUGAGUUUGAACGAAAUUUACGGGACGGGGGAAAACUUCAAGUGGAUCUUGGGAAACUUCUCACAGUGUUCUCGAACCUGUCUUGGAGGCCAGCAAAGAACGCGACUGGAGUGUGUGCGUGAAGUGGAUGGCACGAUCGUUAGUCCGACCUACUGCAGCAACUCACUAAAACCCGUCACCAAGACUCGAGUGUGCAACGAUAUUCCAUGUUUACCAAGAUGGAGAGUGGAAAACUAUGGACCCUGCACAUCAGAGUGUGGCGGAGGGAUACAGAGGAGGAGGGUGGAGUGUGUCCGCGAAGUCCGGUCUGGAACGACAGAGAUCCUGGACGACUACAGAUGCCCAGACCCGAUCCCAAUCUCUGAGCGAAGCUGCAACACCCAGUUCUGCCCUGCCAAGUGGAUGACUCGGAGCUGGUCUGAGUGUUCUGGAACGUGUGGACCAGGGGUACAGACCAGGCGGGCGUACUGUGUCAAAUCUCCGGUCAGAGGUCACCAGGUCACCGUGUCCGACACCGAAUGUCUCGGUCCGAAACCUAUGACGUCACGCCGGUGUCACCACCUCAACGACUGCUUUGCAACACCGCAAGCGGCCCCGUUCAUCAAGGCCGAGAACUACACGUUCAUCCAGUUGAAAAGGUCGAAGAAAGUCAAACUUAAUGUAGGGGGACGAUUAGUUUUACUUCCAGGACAGUCCUUGACCAUAAGGUGCCUGGUUAAGAACUUCCACAGGAAGCUAAUAUUCUGGAGUAAAGGCUACAAACUGAUUCCAAUGGCUGGGAGGGUCAGAACAACAUUCAGUGGCAACCUGAAAAUCCGGAAGGCAAAUCCAAGCACGGACGCCGGGACCUACACGUGCAUGGCAGGUUCCGAGAGCGUUGACGUCACAAUAAACUUUCACACAAAACUCGAAGCUAGGAGAAAAGCGAAAGAGAUGAAAAACUAUAUUAUCAAUAAAAAUAAUAUAUUCAUUGGAGUUCCCCCGCAAGACUCCAAUGGUAGCUUGUUAACUGAAAGGGGUGUCGUGAGCGAUCCACAGUAUAACAUAUCAAAGAAAUAUAUUUUCACAACCGGCGCUUGGUCGCCAUGUUCAGUCACGUGUGGUUCCGGAAACAGGAGGCGUAAUGUGACAUGCGCAAAAGUGACGGAAAAAUACGUCAAGAUUCUAGGAGACAGAGAAUGUAUAAAGAUGGGUCUUGCAAAACCUCAGUUCAUUGAAAAAUGUUCUAUAAGUUUUGAUUGUCCCAUCUGGAAAAUUGGAGAAUGGAAUAAGUGUUCCAGGACCCACUGUGUUCGUGAUGGGUUGGGUCAACAGAAGCGCCCUCUAGACUGUGUCUACACGAACGGCUCGAUCGCCAGGCUGGAGGUGUGUAAUCAGGCAGAGCGACCGCCUCACAAACAGGAGUGUGACAACCACGACUGCAUGUCGAUGUGGAGGACCACCAAGUGGACGAAAUGCCGACCACUGUGCGCCAAAACGGGUUUCAAGACAAGGAUUUUAACCUGUAUCUGGAAGAAGACCAGACUGCCCGCCUGGUCAACGUGCAAGACGAAAGCUCGUCCUUCCCUCAAGAAGGCUUGUCAACCGCAUUAUUGUGGAGAUCAUUGUGUGGACCAAUCACGUUACUGCAGCAUUGUGGGGAUGUUAAAGAUGUGUCGUCUGCGCGAGUUCAGGAGGCGCUGCUGCUCCACGUGCAAAAGACUAGCUUCACUGAGAUCUUGAUUCUCUUCUAUUCUCUUCUCUUCUUCUCUUCUCUCCGCUCCUCUGGGGAAUUCAUGUUACAAUUCUAAAGGCGCCGUCAUACGAUAUGAGUCUCUCGUACGAGGAUUGCUGAUUAUAACAAGACAACGUUACGAUUUUAUUGAUUGUUAUUCAAUCGAUCGGCUAUUCUCGUACUAGGCACUCGUAUCGUGUGGCGUCGCCUUAAUCUAAGGCGUGUUCAAGAGGCCGAGCACUGUUUGUUGCACCUAAUGUUAUAUUUAGUGUCAUAGGAUGUGGCGUGUUUAGUCUCCGUGCUUAAAAAGGCUCAUACAGACUGGAUGCGGCGCGUGCGUGCGGCCCGAUUGAAAGAAAGAAAGAAAUGUUUUAUUUAACGACGCACUCAACACAUUUUAUUUACGGUUAUAUGGCGUCAGACAUAUGGUUA
Molecule: messenger RNA, 3375 nt
Organism: Gigantopelta aegis
Lineage: Eukaryota; Metazoa; Mollusca; Gastropoda; Neomphalida; Peltospiridae
Product: ADAMTS-like protein 3
Exons: 13
Coding region: 516-2951 (811 amino acids)
Biological process (GO): extracellular matrix organization
Cellular component (GO): extracellular matrix
Molecular function (GO): metalloendopeptidase activity
Source: RefSeq, a predicted model, not a curated record